AUGUUCAGCAACUUAGCUAGACCCAAAGCAAUAUUUUCUAUGUGGCUGAUCAUUCAGGAAAGGAUGCUAACGGCAGACAGGCUGAGCAAAUGGAACAUGAACGUGGAUACUACAUGUGUAUUCUGCAAAUGUCAACCAGAACACCAUCAUCAUCUGUUCUAUAAUUGUUCUACUAUCAUGGAAGUAUGGUGUGACAUAUUCAAAUGGCUACAAAUUCCAGUACCAGCUAAUACAUGGAGUCAGUUACUAUGCUGGUUUGUGGGGAAAGCAAAGAAGAAAACAGCUGAAGGACAACUGCUGAGAAUGGUUCUAGCUGAAACAGUGCAAGAAAUGGCAGGAUUUCCUCUUAAUUGUUUGACAGAGGACAGUGAUCCUGUAAUUCUACCAAGUAGACUAUUGGGGAAUUAUGGCCCUAGAUGGGAUGCGAUGAGAAGGAAAAAGCAGAACAUAUAA
This is a messenger RNA of Nicotiana attenuata, 453 nucleotides long. RefSeq lists its product as uncharacterized. The transcript has 2 exons. The record is from RefSeq and is a predicted model, not a curated record. Lineage: Eukaryota; Viridiplantae; Streptophyta; Magnoliopsida; Solanales; Solanaceae. The coding region runs from base 1 to 453 and encodes 150 amino acids.